Vitrella brassicaformis is the source of this 4025-nucleotide messenger RNA. The record is from the annotation of a GenBank genome assembly. Lineage: Eukaryota; Vitrellaceae.
CAGCAUCUUCCUCUGUUGGUUCCUUGGAUGAUCAUGUAGCGGCGGCCUGUCCGGCCUCCUCCUGAGCCUUCUUGCGCUUCCACGCACGGGCGACCUCGAGGAUCCGCAUGUUCUGAUAGGUGGACGGAUGGAUGGAUGGAAGCAACAGACCAACGUUGGCACACUGUUACGGUGCAGACGGGCUGUGUGUGCGUACCGCGGCUGACGAGUCGUCUUCGGGGAAGAUGUAGGAGAUGUACUCCUCGUAACCCUGCGCAGUGCUGCACACAGGGGAGGGGAGUGGAAGCGUGUCGGUCUGUGUGCCUUGUUCGUCUCCCCUCCCUCCCUCCCUCCAUUGUGUGUCUCACUCACCCGUCGUCAGCGACGAUGUUUCUUUUCUUGCGGACCUUCUUGGGCUGCUUCCGGAACACCUCAUCCACCAUCUUGGCGUCGCCAUUCUCACGCUCCAGCGACAGCCAGUGCUACACACACAUACACACAUACACACACACACACAGUGUUGGCGGAGGUAGACGUACGUACCUCUAGCAGCAUGGCCCGCUCCUCGUCGAGCUGGUUGUCUCUGCAGUGCUCGAGGCCCUUCUGGAUGACCUGACGGGCCUUCUCCAUGGAACCAGCGUGACGAUACUCAAACUCAGAGUAGCCACGGUACACCUGCAGACACACAUUACACAUGAGGGGGCGGGGCAGAUGGCCUUGCUGCCUGAAGGAAUGGAUGGACAGAUGGAGGCGUUGCUGGCUGGCUGACCUACCUUGAAGUGCUGCGUCUUCUCGAGGAGCUGCUCGUACAGCCGCCUGGCGCGCUCCAGCUCGCCGAGGGUGGUCUCCAUGUCGAUGUAGCACUUCCACACCUACACCCACACCCACACACAUACAUGGUAUUGCACUCUGCCUGUCGAUCUGUGUGUGUGGAGACAUGAGGUACCAGCUCAGGUCUGUCCAUGACUUCCUGUCUGAUGGCGAGCUCGCACAGCCCCCUGGCACGAUCGUGCUCCUCGGCCGCCGUCUCGAGCUCCACAAAGGCCGUCCACGCCUAAACCCACACACACACACACACACACAUUUGAGGAAGGAAGUACACUUCUGUCCCCCUCUCUCUGUGUGGAGACUCUGUGCGGCGUGUGCCUGCCUGCCUACCUUCGGAUUGUGCGGCUGCAUCGAGACGAACUGAGCGUAGAUCUUGCGGCAGCGGUCGAUGUUGCCCAGCUGGAGCUCCAAAGCGGCGUACCUGACGCAGCGAAGGAAGGAGCCCACAAAGAGCUUUCAACGCACCGUGACAUGAACAUGCGUAUACUGGCGUAUGUGCGUGUGCACGGCUCACUCACUUCUCGAAUAUUUUCUCCUUGCCGCACCGCGCGAUGGCCUCGCCGUAGAUCUUGCGGGCCCUGUCGAUGUUCAGCUGACGCACCUACACACACACAUAUCAGUGCACCGCAGCUCGUUGUGUCCCCUGGACGAGUGGCAAAGUCUCUCUUGCCCACUUCAAACUCAGCGAAAAGGGUCCACAGCUUGGCGAAUGAGAACGACUGGUGCGGCACCAGGUCGAGCGCCUUGCGGUACACCUGACGCGCCUUCUCCAUGUCGCCUUAUCACACGCACACACACACACACACACACAUGCAUGGAUUGUGUCUAUGGUCGUCUUGUCUGUCUGUGUCUCCCUCCCACCGCACCGGUCUGCAUCUCCUCGAAGAGGGCGUAGUAGAGCCAGAGGUAGAUGUACCUUUUCCAGAACCGCUUCUCGGGGGCAGGGGGCAGGUUGGCGACUGCGCGCUCGUACACCUCUCGGAUGCGCUCCACGUCGCCCGCCGACUCCUCCAGCCUGACGUAGUCGAACCAGUUGUCGUAGUUACGGGGGUUCUUCUUGAUCGCCUUGUCAACGAAACACACACACACACGUGUGGCUGGCUGUGCCCACAACCAUCCCUCUGUGUGUGUUGUGUGGUUACGUCUUCGUAGACGAAUCUCCGUUUCUCGAGUAUGGUCUCCUCUAUGGCGUUCUUGGCGCCGUGCUGCUUCUGGAAGGCCACGUACGAGCGGUACAGCUCCUCUGACUCGCCCUUGGGCAGAAUGUUCAGCGCCUGCUUGUAGAUCAUCGUCGCACUGCAACCACACACACACAGACAGAGAGGGGCGGCGUGUGGCGGGGCGUGUGGCAAGGUGCGGCGCGCUGGCGUGGCUGCAUUUUCUCUUCGGUACCGUUCGUUCUCCCGGCGUCUGUGUUCGAACUGGGCGAACUUGAUGUAGAACUGCUCGCCGAGCGCAUCGUCGCCCAGGAUCUCAAUCUACACCACAAACAACACAACACCGGCCGCACACACACAUGUGCCUUGCACCUCUCUGUGAUGUGCAGGUGUGUGAGAUAGAUGUGGUGUGGUGUGGUGUGGUGUGGGGCCGCUUACGGCCUUCUCGAACCCCGCCCGAGCCCUGUCGUAGUUGCGGUGUUUCUCCUCGAACUUGCACAGCUUCAGAAACGACGCCUCGCUAGGGCGGUUCGACAAGAAACUACACACACACACACACACACGGAGAGAGGGAGGGGAUGCCUUAUUGUGCGGCUGGUGUGGUGGCUCUGCUCACUUUUCGAAGAUGCGUCUGCAUCUUUCGAUCUCGCCGCACCGCUCCUCGAACUUGAUGUAGAGCAUCCAACCUACACACAACACACACACAUACACAGAGGGGUCGAUCACAUCCCUCCGUCGUGGCUGGCACCUCUCUCUGUGAGAGUCGGGGUGUCAUGACUGACUGACUGGCUGACCUUUACCUUUUUCAUCAGGGUUCCACUCCAUCCAGCGGUCGUAGAUGGUGCGUGCGCCGGCAUAGUUGCCCAGCAGCUCCUCCAUGUGAGCGUACUUGAACCUAACACCCACACACAUAUGCCCGACCGUCAUCUCGCACCUCGUGUGUGUGCGUGUGUGCGCCUGUGUGUGUGCCCACCCACUUACCAGAACUGGUCUUCCCUGGGCAGCAGGUUCGUCACGCGAUCGUAGAGGUUGCGGGCCUGAGCGAAACCCACAAAGACGCACGCACAGACCAGUAUGUGUCUCUGUCUGUCUGUCUGUCUGUCUGUCUGUCUAACCGAGUUGAUGAAUUUGUUCUUGGUUUCCAUCUCGAUGUACUUGACCCACAGGCCCACAUUCGUAUACUCGACGUUCAGCGCACGCUCGAACACCGAACGGGCACUGCACACCACACACACACACACACACACACACACACAGAGAGAGAGAGAGAGAGAGAUCAGUGCCUUGUGUGGCACGUGCCGCUCUCACGCAAGCACCCCGCCUCCCCACCGAUGUGUGAAUCCGUACCGCCUGAACUCCUUCUGUGCGGCCUCCCACGUGGCGUAUUUGAUCCACGAGCCGAUGUGGUGCCGCUGACGACGCAGCGUGUCCUCAAACUCCUUGCGCUUCCGAAUCCUGAGACCACACACCACCACACCACACCAAACCGCACCGCACCAUACAAACAAGUGGCGCCUCACGCGACAUGAGUCAGUCGUGUGUGCGUUGCGUGUCCUGACGCACCUGUAUUCCGCCAGCUCGUCAUCGUCGACGAUUCGUUGUCUGGGUCUGCGCGCCUCCUCGCCCUGCCUGUCGACGGCCUCGCGCAGGAGCUGCUCGGCGGUGAUCUGGAUGGGAGCCGGAGUCUUGUUCUUGACCUGAAUCAACCACACACAAGACGGACACAACGAGCACGAUGGAGUGAGUCGGUUGGUGUCUUGCUCGUGGCUGGUUUGGUCUGCUUGGUUACUCAGACUCACCGCUGCCUGCUUGCCCAUGGAGGUCCUGGGACCUGUCGGUGGGCCAAACAAACACAGCACACACACACAUUCAGCAUCAAUGAUCAGAUCUGGUGCAGUAUGACAUGGUCCUCCAUCUGCCUCUCCCUGCCUCUCUGUCUGUGUGCGUGUGUGUAUGAGUGUACCUCUGCGUCCCCUUCCCUCGUCCUCAUCCAUCGUGCCGCUGCUCAACCAAUAUCUAUCAGCGGUCUGUCGGGAUCUGACACGCACGAAGGGAUGCCCA